AUGGAUGAUAAUACAUCAACUCUAUUAUCUACGUUCUUGAAUAUAAAGAGUAAACAUACUCAUAAAUCAGGAUUACAUCAAUUAUAUAAAAAAUUUGAUGAAGUUAAAGCGCAAAAUGAUACGUACAAUAAUAUAUGCAUUGAAGAAAAGGAUGCUUUUAAAAAGACUAUCAUGUUCAAUAAGUCUAUUGUUGAUGUUUGCAAACAUCUAGGUUCCAUAAUGAGUGUUUUAUAUAAAAUUUGUGAUGGACAUUAUGGUAUCAAUAGUAAUAACUGUUAUGAUUAUUUGAUAUAUUGGUUAUAUGGAAAAUUAGAGGAAAAGGAAUAUAAUGUAUUCAAUGUUCAAUGGAUUUACAAUAAAUUUAAGCAAUUUAUAACCUAUGAAAAUUCUUCAAACGGAAAAAAAUAUAAAUUAGAUGAAAAACUUUUAACAGUACUAGACAUUAAAUUAUUAAAAAAUAUGAAAACUUUAAGGGAUUUUGUAGAGUAUUAUGAUGACAUAAAAGAUGCACUAAAUGACAAUUCAUCUAAUAUAAAUCAAUAUUGCACUUAUGUUAAGCAUAUUUUUGAGAUAUACAAAAAUAUGAUGGAAUACAACAAUUUAUCAUUGAAUAAGCCUUUUAAGGAUGAGUUAAAUUAUUUUCAUGAGAAAAUUAAUAAUGAUAACAUAAAUAUCAUUAAAAAUAUAUGUACUAAUAAUGUUGAAACAUCAAACUGGAAUGUGGAUAAUGUACAGUUUUACACAUUAAAAGAAGAAAGUAUCCCUGAAAUCGGGAAAGAAAAAAAAGAAAUAGGUGACAAGAAUUAUUCAGUAAAUGUAGGUUUAAAUUAUAAUCUGUUCUAUGAUUUAGUUGAUUAUCAAAAUGUGGAAAAGAUUGUUGAGGAGAAUAAAGAUCGUUAUAUUGUUUUUACUAAAGAAUGCAAUGGAAGUAAUAAGAUUACAAUUACUGAUGAUAAUAAGAAUUUAAUAGAAAUUUGUAAAACUUUUAUAAAAUAUUUUUUACAUUUGUAUCACGAUAGUAUUAGGAAAUCAUCUAACGAAUACAAACAUUUUGGAUAUUUAAAUUACUGGUUAAACAAAAAGUUAAGAAAUGUGGGAAAAUCGGUUAAGGAUUUUAUUGAGUUUCUUGAUAAACAGGUAACUUUAACAUAUUCUGAAUCUAUCAAUUAUUUGAAUUUUAAAAAAGAAGCAUAUCAUAUGAACGAUGAUGUAUAUACAAAAAUGAAUAUAUUGUAUAACUUGCAUGAUAAAUAUAAUAAAAUUAUUAAUAAUGAAAUUAAACCAAAUGAAUGCUUGGAAUACGCUAAAAACUCCUUGGAGGAAUUUAAUAAAGGUGUAAAUAAGUUUUAUCAAACUAAGUGCCUUAAAUUGUAUGAUGCAUUAAAGGAUUUUCGGGCUAAAUACAAUAAUGCUUUAAACAAAAAAUCAAAUUGUAAAGACCCAGGAUUACACCUAAUACCCCAAAUAAAAACACUAGAAGAAAAAGAAAAAGAAGAAUCAAUCAAUAAGGCUUUAGAAACUUGUAAAAACCUUCAGAUUCAAACCAUAGAUGUAGUUCCUAAAAGAAACAACAGAUUUGAAGAUAUUUUAGAAUCUUUUCCCUCGCACAAAAUAUAUCAAAAAUUGAACAGAAAAAAAAUAGAUGUAAAUAUAUGCACUAAAUAUUGUGAAAAUGUGAUUAAUUCUAAUUAUAAUGAUUCCAAUAUAAAUAUUCUAUGUGCAUUAAUUGCAUCUAAUUUAAAAGGAUUAUCCUCUAUGAACGAUUUAGAAGGAAAUUAUGAUAAACGUUGUGCAUAUUUUACUUACUGGACCUAUUACAUAAUAAUGAAUAAAUAUAAUUCUCCGUCUAAUUAUUUUAAUGAAAACAGUGUUAUUAAUAAUCUUAAUAGUGUAAUUGUUAAUUCUAAUAAUGAUCUUUCAAGAAAUGAUAAACAUUGUUUGUUCUAUUUAGAUGGAAAUAUUAAUGAAUGGAUUGAAGAAAAAGAUUUACAUGAUUACUUUGAAAAUUUCAAUAGUUUUAGUGCAAUUAAUACUGAAAGUCAUAAUAUCCUAGAGUACUGUAAAUAUCUUGAAUAUAUUAGUAGUUUGUACAAAACUUAUUUAAUACGCUGUUGUACAUGUUUUAAUUAUCCUACUUUUAAUUGUUUGAAUAAUUGCCCAAAAUAUUUUAAGUGUGAUAAAAAUUAUCACCCGCAUAAACUUUUAUCUUAUUUAAAGUGCGAACAUAUAACAUCAGCUGAAAAUGCAGAACAAAUGUUUAAAUAUGUAACAAUUGAUUCUAAUGUUCUAAAUGAAACACAAGAAUUAUCCUCUAGGAUUGUACAAGAGAUACCUCAAAAUAUAACUAUUGAUUAUGUUGAAAAAAUACAGUAUAUUCCAUUACAUAUACACAAAACAUUGCCAUAUGACACUUUUUAUUUUCUAGUAUUAAUGUCAUCUUCAUUUCUGGGAUUAUUUUUUGUAUUCUUCAUACUUUACAAAUUUACUCCAUUGGGAUCACGAUUACAUAAGAGAGCAAUAAAAAAGAAAAUAGUUGUCCAAAAUAUUCAAGGAAAGCCCAAUAAAAAAUUAGAUUACAAUUAUUCACAUAAUAAAGUACUAGAUAAGUCGAACAAACGAAUUCGAAUAGCUUAUAAUUCUUCAUGA
Messenger RNA from Plasmodium gonderi, 2646 nucleotides. Its product is annotated as variable surface protein. The transcript has 5 exons. The record is from RefSeq and is a predicted model, not a curated record. Lineage: Eukaryota; Apicomplexa; Aconoidasida; Haemosporida; Plasmodiidae. Bases 1 to 2646 code for a protein of 881 amino acids.